Andrographis paniculata is the source of this 1001-nucleotide messenger RNA. Its product is annotated as transcription factor MYB54. The transcript is spliced from 3 exons. Gene Ontology annotation, molecular function: RNA polymerase II cis-regulatory region sequence-specific DNA binding; DNA-binding transcription factor activity, RNA polymerase II-specific. Bases 115 to 948 code for a protein of 277 amino acids. The record is from RefSeq and is a predicted model, not a curated record. Gene Ontology annotation, biological process: regulation of DNA-templated transcription. Lineage: Eukaryota; Viridiplantae; Streptophyta; Magnoliopsida; Lamiales; Acanthaceae. Gene Ontology annotation, cellular component: nucleus.
UUUGCAGGUUAUCCAUCGUUCCUCCUCUUCAUUUCCUACACUUACAAUUAUCUAAACACUUUUUUCCCACAGUGCAUAUAUAUAUGCAUAUAUAUGUAGAGAGAGAGAGAGUCGAUGAUGUGCAAGAGAGGGCAUUGGAGACCUGCAGAGGAUGAGAAGCUGAGAGAAUUGGUCCAUAAAUAUGGCCCUCACAACUGGAACGCCAUUGCCCAUAAGCUCCACGGUAGAUCAGGGAAGAGUUGUAGAUUGAGAUGGUUCAAUCAAUUGGAUCCUCGAAUAAAUCGAAGCCCUUUCACCGAGGAAGAAGAAGAGCGCCUCCUCGCUUGCCACCGUAUUCAUGGAAACCGGUGGGCCAUAAUCGCGAGGUGCUUCCCGGGGCGUACAGACAAUGCUGUCAAGAAUCAUUGGCACGUAAUAAUGGCAAGAAAAUGCCGAGAAAAAUCUAGAGCAUACGCCAAUAGGGCUCAUUCGCAACCUCUAAUCAUCCGAUCACUAAAUAAUAACAACAAUAACAAUAGCAAUAAUCUUUGCGACCAACAAUAUUCGUCGUCUUCCUCAUCAAGGCAUAAUGACCAUCAAAAUGUGAUGAGAUUUUAUCCAAAUGGUGAUGACUUUGUGCAGAAAUUGAGAUGUCCUCAAUGGAGAUUCGAUGAUUUUCGGUAUCCCUUUGGGAGAAAUGAUCUUGCAAUGCAAUUACAAUGGAAGGAUCAUCAACUUCAACAUAAGAAGAAGAUGGAUUAUAGAGAAGCUAGUAAUGGAGUAGAAUUCUACGAUUUUCUCCAAGUGAAUACUGAUUCGAAUAUUAGUCGAGCAGAAGAAGAAGAAGAAGAAGAAAUAGAAGAAAAUGAAGUCGAUCAAAAAACAACAUGCUCAGAAAUUCGAAGAAGUUGUUCAGUUUCUGGAGCUAUGCCAUUUAUAGAUUUCUUGUCACUUGAAGGCUCUUCUUGACUUUAAACCUAUGGUAACAUAACACCCUUUUUAUCAUGAAAUUUUUAUGUUAC